This is a messenger RNA of Manis javanica (Malayan pangolin), 7791 nucleotides long. NCBI's taxonomy places the organism in Eukaryota, Metazoa, Chordata, Mammalia, Pholidota, Manidae. The record is from RefSeq and is a predicted model, not a curated record.
GGCUGUGGCGGCGGCGGUAGCGGCGGCGGCGGAGGCAGCAGCCACCCUGAGGCGGGUGAGAGGGCCGGGGUGGAAGUCGGGCGGGACCUGGAGCUUCCCGCCUGUCGCUGGCGCGCUGCUGCCUUUUGCCCGACUUCUCCCUCACGGCCCUGGCUGGGCAGGGCAGCGCGCCCCCGGGGAGGGCGGAGCUGUAGAUAAUGGUCUAAGAUACUUCUUCAAGACUGGGCAGCUGAGGACCUGCUCUUUUUGCUUAGUGUUAAGCCGACUUAUAGCCAUAGAGAAACCUCACAGAGUUGCAUACUGUACUUUCUCUUAACACCUUUCCUGGCACCUGAAUUCACCUUACAGCCAUGUAUGGAAGUGCUCGUUCAGUUGGGAAGGUGGAACCGAGCAGCCAGAGCCCUGGGCGUUCACCUAGGCUUCCACGUUCCCCUCGCUUGGGUCAUCGUCGAACCAAUAGCACAGGAGGGAGUUCUGGAAGCAGUGUUGGAGGUGGCAGUGGGAAGACCCUUUCAAUGGAGAAUAUCCAAUCCUUAAAUGCUGCCUAUGCCACAUCUGGCCCUAUGUACCUAAGCGACCAUGAAAAUGUGGGUUCAGAAACACCUAAAAGCACCAUGACACUUGGCCGUUCUGGGGGACGUCUGCCUUAUGGUGUUAGGAUGACUGCUAUGGGCAGUAGCCCCAAUAUAGCGAGCAGUGGGGUUGCUAGUGACACCAUAGCAUUUGGAGAGCAUCACCUCCCUCCUGUGAGUAUGGCAUCCACUGUCCCUCACUCUCUUCGCCAGGCAAGAGAUAACACAAUUAUGGACCUGCAGACGCAGCUGAAGGAGGUAUUGAGGGAAAAUGACCUCUUGCGGAAGGAUGUGGAAGUAAAGGAGAGCAAGUUAAGUUCCUCUAUGAAUAGCAUCAAGACCUUCUGGAGCCCAGAGCUGAAGAAAGAACGAGCCUUGCGGAAAGAUGAAGCUUCCAAAAUCACUAUUUGGAAGGAACAGUAUAGAGUUGUGCAGGAGGAAAACCAGCACAUGCAGAUGACAAUCCAGGCUCUUCAGGAUGAAUUGCGGAUCCAAAGGGACCUGAAUCAGCUGUUUCAGCAAGAUAGUAGCAGUAGGACUGGUGAGUCUUGUGUGGCAGAGCUGACGGAGGAGAAUUUUCAGAGGCUACAUACUGAGCAUGAGCGGCAGGCCAAAGAGCUGUUCCUUCUUCGAAAGACUCUAGAGGAAAUGGAGCUGCGUAUUGAGACUCAGAAGCAAACCCUAAAUGCUCGAGAUGAGUCCAUCAAAAAACUUCUGGAGAUGUUACAGAGCAAAGGACUGUCUGCUAAGGCUACUGAGGAAGACCAUGAGAGAACAAGACGACUGGCAGAGGCAGAAAUGCACGUCCACCAUCUAGAAAGUCUCCUGGAGCAGAAGGAGAAAGAAAACAGUAUGUUGAGAGAGGAGAUGCAUCGGAGAUUUGAGAAUGCCCCUGAUUCUGCCAAAACAAAAGCUCUGCAAACUGUUAUUGAAAUGAAGGAUUCAAAAAUUUCCUCUAUGGAGCGUGGGCUCAGAGACUUAGAAGAGGAGAUUCAGAUGCUGAAAUCAAAUGGGGCUUUGAGUACUGAAGAACGGGAGGAGGAAAUGAAGCAAAUGGAACUGUAUCGAAGCCAUUCUAAAUUUAUGAAAAAUAAGGUAGAGCAACUGAAGGAGGAGCUAAAUUCGAAAGAGGCUCAAGGGGAGGAGCUGAAAAAGAGAGCGGCUGGUCUCCAGGCUGAGAUUGGUCAGGUGAAGCAGGAGCUGUCUAGAAAGGAUACAGAACUACUAGCCCUACAGACAAAGCUAGAAACACUCACGAACCAGUUCUCAGACAGUAAGCAACACAUCGAAGUGCUGAAGGAGUCCUUGACUGCUAAGGAACAGCGGGCUGCCAUCCUACAGACCGAGGUGGAUGCUCUCCGAUUGCGUUUGGAAGAGAAAGAAACCAUGCUGAAUAAGAAGACAAAACAAAUUCAGGACAUGGCUGAGGAGAAGGGGACGCAAGCUGGAGAGAUACAUGACCUCAAGGACAUGCUGGAUGUGAAGGAGCGGAAGGUUAACGUUCUCCAGAAGAAGAUUGAAAAUCUUCAAGAGCAACUUAGAGAUAAGGAAAAACAGAUGAGCAGUUUGAAAGAACGAGUCAAAUCCCUGCAGGCCGAUACCACCAACACUGAUACUGCCUUGACAACUUUGGAGGAAGCCCUCGCAGAGAAAGAGCGGACCAUUGAACGCUUAAAGGAGCAGCGGGACAGAGAUGAGCGAGAGAAGCAAGAAGAAAUUGAUAACUACAAAAAAGAUCUUAAAGACUUGAAAGAAAAAGUCAGCCUGUUGCAAGGCGACCUCUCUGAGAAAGAGGCUUCACUCUUGGACCUGAAAGAGCAUGCUUCUUCCCUGGCUUCCUCAGGACUGAAAAAGGACUCCCGGCUCAAGACCCUUGAGAUUGCUUUGGAGCAGAAGAAGGAGGAGUGUGUGAAAAUGGAAUCACAAUUGAAAAAGGCACAUGAGGCAACUUUGGAAGCCAGAGCCAGUCCAGAGAUGAAUGACCGAAUACAGCAGUUGGAGAGGGAGAUUGCCAGGUACAAAGAUGAAUCUAGCAAGGCUCAGGCAGAAGUUGACCGCCUUUUGGAAAUCUUGAAAGAGGUAGAAAAUGAGAAGAAUGAUAAAGAUAAGAAGAUUGCUGAGUUGGAAAGGCAAGUGAAAGACCAGAGUAAGAAGGUAGCCACUCUGAAGCACAAGGAGCAGGUGGAAAAGAAGAAGAGUGCCCAGAUGCUGGAGGAGGCUCGGCGAAGAGAAGACAAUCUUAAUGACAGCUCCCAGCAGCUGCAGGACAGUCUCCGUAAGAAGGAUGACAGGAUUGAAGAGCUGGAAGAAGCACUAAGAGAAAGUGUACAGAUAACUGCAGAGCGAGAAAUGGUGCUGGCACAAGAGGAAUCAGCCAGGACCCAAGCUGAGAAACAGGUGGAGGAGUUACUGAUGGCCAUGGAGAAGGUAAAGCAGGAACUAGAGUCCAUGAAAGCAAAGCUGUCCUCUACUCAGCAGUCUCUGGCAGAAAAGGAAACUCAUUUGACCAAUCUUCGGGCAGAGAGAAGGAAACACUUAGAGGAAGUUCUGGAGAUGAAGCAAGAAGCUCUACUGGCUGCCAUUAGUGAAAAAGAUGCCAAUAUAGCUCUUUUGGAGCUUUCAUCCUCUAAGAAAAAGACCCAAGAGGAAGUGGCCGCACUUAAGCGGGAGAAGGAUCGCCUGGUGCAGCAGCUCAAGCAGCAGACACAAAAUCGAAUGAAGCUAAUGGCCGACAACUAUGAGGAUGACCACUUCAAAUCCUCCCAUUCCAGUCAGACCAAUCAUAAACCCUCCCCAGACCAGAUCAUCCAGCCCCUCUUAGAACUCGACCAAAAUAGAAGCAAAUUAAAGUUGUAUAUUGGACACCUGACAGCCCUCUGCCAUGACCGCGACCCCCUGAUCCUUCGUGGACUCCCUGCACCGGCUUCCUAUAACUUGGACGAUGACCAGGCAGCUUGGGAGAGUGAGCUGCAGAAGAUGACCCAGGAACAGCUGCAGAAUGAGUUAGAAAAAGGGGAGCGGGACAAUGUGGAACUGCAGGAGUUUGCCAAUGCCAUCCUGCAGCAGAUUGCAGACCACUGCCCCGACAUCCUGGAGCAAGUGGUCAACGCCCUGGAGGAGUCCUCCUGACCCUGCUCUGGGCAGUGCUGGCCGGCAGCCUGUGCAGUGACUCCAGGGGCCACGGGGGACAACCAUGCCAAAUAGACACCCAGAGGCUUCCUGGCACCAAACCAGCACAGCAGACUCUAUCCUGUCUUGGUCAGUCCUUCAGGUGUGGUUCCAGCACCAUUUCUACACCUGUCCUCUCACUCUGCCUUUCUGCUGUGGGCGUUGUCACCACACUUCUUUGAUGUCCAAGGUGGGUAAAUGUCUGAGUCUCCAUGAAGGACUGACAUACAGUCGUCAGCAGCAGAGAACUGUGGGAGCGGGUGGCUCUGCCCUUGCAGAGGGGCAUGGAAGAGACUUCAUUCCUUCUGUCCUUGACACCAGAACUAAAUCUGGAAUCUGCCUGGAGUUCAGCAUAUUGAGAGAAUGCUUCCCACUGGACCAGAGAGCUGAGUGUUCCAAUAUCACAAUAGGUGCUUUCUCCUAAAGGGGUUAAAAGAUCUCAAAAAGAGAGAACAGGGACAAAGAGAAACCCGAGUCUUCUUUUUACCGCCUCCCUUGUCCACCCGUCACAUGUGUGGUGUUCUGUGCAGGGGCCGUGAGCGGGCCCCCCACCUUCGGGGGCACUAGCCCCCAGGAUCCGGGUCUGCCCCAGCCCUGCCGCACUUGUCCUUGCCCCUCCCAGCCAGGUAACAAGGGCCGUAGCGAAUGGCUUUCCCCUGGUCCCUCUUGUGUAAGACCUUUGGCUUACUUAUACAAAGUUUGUCAGAUCCUUUAUCUCUAGGAAACAGAAGAAGGGUUUGGCGUGCGCCCUGCCAGCACCCUCUGUGGCUCUGCUCCUGUGGAAGGAAGGUGACCAUUCCUGGGGUCAGUCCAGUUUCUCUGAACAUCUCCGUCACAGCAGUCUGGGCCCCUCAGCCCCCAAUGAAUGCAUCUGCCUUUCCACCACUUGUGUUCUACAUCCCACAGCCCAAGUUUAGGACCUGCCCCCCUCACCCCAUUAGCUUUACUCCCAAUUUGUACUCCCAGACCCCUUGUGCAUUGCCUGGAACUUCUUUCUGGCACAAAUGAAUGUUUCUCAUCCCACACACACUCCUUGCUCCAUUCUUUCAUUCAGAGAAGACAUAAGAAAUGCCUACUGCAUACAAGUCACCGUUAGGUGCCCAUCCUUGAAGAGUCUCUUUGGUGAGGAAGAGGUGUAAAGGUAUCUGUGAACAGACCUGGUUGAGCCAAAGCAGUAAAGGCUUUCCCUUCCCGUCCCCCAUCUGGAUGGAAGAUAGCUUCCAGAGAACUCUUGUGCAAAUCAACAUUUCUCUUUAUGAUGUAAUUGGUGGGUUUGGGGGCAGGGGCAGAGUUACUUACUUGCCUGUAGGAGCCCUUUUGGCAAUUCAGGAUUUCUGUUUGUUCUUGUUACCCUAGAAAAGUGUGUUGUUGAGGGGGUUAUGAUGGUGGACAGUGUUUUCUUAGCACAGCGUGUACUUUGGGAAACUCAGCUCCAUGAUGCACAUCAGAAAAUUAAUCCCAAAUUUGCAAGUCCAGUUGAAGAUAUUGGUAUUUUAAAGGGCAUUCUUCCCAAGCAUGGACUAUAUCAUAAAUAAUCAGUCACCAAAAACUAGACUAGACCACUUCAUCCAAAUGUAGCCCUUUGACCAUCUCUGCGGCCAGACACCCACCAGACACUCACACCUUCUGAUAAGAGUUGCUGCACGAAAUGUUUUUGUCUUGCAUUCUCUCCUUUCCCCUUCCCCAACUACUCACCCAAGAAUCUGGUGCCUGUAAAGUCAUCACAGCAUUCAGGCUACUAUCUUCCCACCAGCAGCCCUUGGCCGUCCCAUUAACUUAUAUGGUCAGGUCUCCAGCUGCCCAAUUCCCUGCUGUAAAACAGUCUCUUCCUGUGAGAAGCUGUGGAGUGUUCUUAUCAAAGGUCUAAAUGGACUCUGCUCGUAAACUUCUUACUGAGAUGCUUUCUGAUAGUCAGGCAGACAGAGGUCGGUGCGGGGGUUAGAUAGUAAGUGGUCAUAGUUUGUGACCGAUCACCUCCAUUCCAUUUAUUCAUUGCACUGCCCAUGAAUCUUACACAAAGCCCCCAGGAUUUUAGGGCCAGAGUCACUAGAAUCUCACUUUAUCUACCAUAAUGCAAACAAGUGAGGUAGAACAGCACUGUUCAGGGGACUAGAGCAGAACAGAGAAGGCAGGAGAGGCCAUGCCAGGGAAGUGGCCCCAGCCGACCAGCUGGUCGGCUAGAGAAGGCAUCCGGCAGGUCUUCCUGGGUCCCACUGACUCCACCUUUAGCAUCAGACACAUACCUGUCACUCUUGCCUACAUGGUGCCUGACUUCACUGCACCUCCUUCCUCCCCCUUCUCUUUUCAACCCUUCCUGAGGCUUCCUCUACAAACAUUAUGGAUGUUCCCUGGCCAAGUACUUUGGCACAAAUGAUGUGUGGGGCAGGCAUCCUCUGUCUGCUGUCUUUGAACCCCAGCAGGGAAUCUCCUUGAUUCUUCCUGGGUGGUCAUCCAGCAUCGCAGAGGUUCUGGGGGCUGUUCGGUCCUAAAUGUAAGUAGGCUGUAGCUAAAGCUGAGUAGCGACCAUGCCCUGCCUUUAUAGUAUGGGGGCUAAGUCAGGACAAUGCUCACUGAGUUAAAUCCAUUCACUCAGCUGCCAUAUACUAAAUAACACAACUCCCAGCACAACAGGACUUCCCGCCGGGGGCCCUCCUCUGGUACUCGGCCUCACAGGUCACUUGACUGCUACCAAAGGUCUGUAGCCUUGAAAACUCACUACAGCUUGCCUGUCAUGUUCACCAGACUCAUCCGGUUCACUGGCAAGGCUAGUUACCCCUUAACACCUAAAGAUCUGCACCCCAAAUGAAGGUCAUCAUGAAGGGGACAAGAAGAGGAGUGGAUAGAAUCUAGCCCGGGGCUCACAACUGAAGAAAUGCAAAGCGACGGUCUCUUUGUGUCAUAUACCUCUGUCCCAGGUCCUCAUUAAAUUCUUGAUGAAGUUUCUGAAAUGAGAUUUGCAAGGAUUUAUGUACCAUUUGCAACAGAAAAGAUCUUAAAUGGGCUCUAACAAAUUAAGAAACAAAUCCUUAAAUCCAUCUCUGGCUCCGACUUUGACCUUGUACCUUAUAACCUACAGAAGAUCUAAGUGCUUCCCUCUCCUUUACACAUGGGCUUUAGAAUACGGCAAAGGAGACUAGACCCAAGACUGCCUUCAGUGGUGAUAGUGGCAAUGUGACCUGGCACUUCUUGUCAGUAAAAGCCUGGUUUCCCACGAGGGCCCCACGGGCUCACCCACUCCUCAGAGUCCACGAAGAGGAUGGGAGAGUCAUCACCAAGUCCUAGCCAGCUACCCGGCCAGUCCCUCCCCUGUCAUUGUCAGGAUGAGUGCCUGGAUUCGCUGCUCAAGAGUGCUGCUGGCCCCAGAGCCCCCCUGCCCCCCUGGUGGCCUCAGACAUGAGCACAGGCCCACCGGCUACCCUUGGGGUCUUUGAAAAAAGAGCAAAUCAGGGAAUAUAUCACCACAUAGAAGGUGACCCUCACACGGCACUUCUAAAUCACAGUGGGCGCUGUGUCAGCCCACAGGCCGGGUGGCGUGCUAUGCCUGGCAGGGCCUGCAGGGCCGGCUUCUCCACCACUGCCAGCCCCCGGGCUCCUCAGGAUGGGGCCUUGAAUACCCAAAGGAAUGUUUUAGAAAGACUCUGGAGUGAACUAAGGGAGUAUUUGGGCAAAAGAAAAUAUACAUUGCAAGGAAAUCCUUCUGAACAAAAUGGCUCGAUGAUUCUUUUUAAGCAAAAACUGUUCCCAAACUUUUUAGUGUCAGAACUGUAACCAAGUGUCUCCUGACUUUUUCCAACGUGUUUGAUGAGUGCCAUGACCCUGCCACAGGCCUUCCUCCUCCUGACCCUGGGGGAGCCUUGGUUUCUGGGGCUGGUCAGCGGGGAGGGAGCAGUUCUCCCGCGUCCCACCUGCCCUUUUGUUUCUCUGCUCGUCAAUAUUGUCUGUGUGGUUCAGAGCGUUGAGGCAGUUGCAUUGUGUCCAUUGUUGAGAUUAUUAAGAUAUUAAAAAUAGUUGUAGAACUGAAAAAUUAAAGAGCUGUGUUUUGAAAAACAAA